Molecule: messenger RNA, 225 nt
Organism: Funneliformis mosseae
Lineage: Eukaryota; Fungi; Glomeromycota; Glomeromycetes; Glomerales; Glomeraceae
Source: the annotation of a GenBank genome assembly
AUGGAUAUUUAUAAUGAAGAAAAUAUAAGUAGUGAAGAAAUAAAUAGGAAAGAAUCAUAUGAAAGAGAGGAAUUAUAUGACAAAGUAGUAAUGUGUGAAGAAAUAAUAAGUAAAAAAGAUUCUAAUAAAGAAAUAGAAAAUUAUGUAUCCUAUUUUAAUAAUAUCACUGAAGCUCUAUUUUUGUUGGAUACAAAAACAAAAUAUAUGUAUGUUAAUCAUUUUUAG